AUGGCUUUUAACUCAACUGCCAGUAGUUUCGACGCGCUUUACCCAGGAACGGAUCUGUCUUCGCUAAAUUGGGCAGAGCAGCAAUGGGUGGCUUGGUACGUCUGGUGGGGCAAUCCCGUUAUAGCGACGGGAAUGAUUAGUUUUCUAAUGCACGAAAUAGUGUAUUUUGGUCGGUCAAUACCUUGGAUGAUCAUCGAUGCUAUUCCGUACUUCAGACGAUGGAAGCUCCAACCAAACAAAAUACCUAGUCCUGAAGAGCAGUGGGAAUGCAUCAAGCAGGUUUUAUGGGCACAUAUGACGGUCGAAUUACCAACGAUUUGGCUUUUCCAUCCCAUGGCUGAGGUUUUUGGGAUGAAGACUUAUCAAGUACCUUUUCCGACCUACUCGACCAUGGCUUGGCAAAUAAUGUUCUUCAUGUUCUUUGAGGAUUUGUUUCAUUGGACUGCUCAUCGCGCCCUUCAUGAACCGCAUCUGUACAAACACAUACACAAACUUCACCACAAGUACUCCGCUCCUUUUGGGUUAGCAGCGGAAUACGCGCAUCCAGCUGAGGUGUUCAUUCUCGGAAUGGGUACCCUUGCUGGCUCCCUUAUUCUUUGCCUCUUCACCGAAGUCCAUUUUGUGACAUUCUUCUUAUGGGUUAUCAUCAAGCUUUUUCAAGCGAUCGACUCUCAUUCUGGAUAUGGCAAGCAAAUCUCUCAAUCCUUCCAGCCUUGGAUAACUGAUUUAUUUUCAGAUUUCCCCUGGUCACUCAAACAUUUCCUUCCAUUCUGGGCUGGAGCAGACCAUCACGACUUUCAUCAUAUGGCUUUCACAGACAACUAUGCUACAUCGUUCAGAUGGUGGGAUUCAAUUUUCGGGACCGACCACCAGUAUCACGCUUAUCGUGCUCGAGUAAAAGCUGCCAAAGCAAAGGCAGCGACUGCGGACGAAUUCUACAAGGCUGAGCAGGAAAUCAAUGCUCAAAUUCUUAGUGAGGGUUUACUGACGGAGGCAGCCCUUGAGGCCAAGGUUAAAAAGAAUUGA
This is a messenger RNA of Lentinula edodes (shiitake mushroom), 1026 nucleotides long. RefSeq lists its product as uncharacterized. The transcript is spliced from 4 exons. Gene Ontology annotation, molecular function: C-4 methylsterol oxidase activity; iron ion binding. The record is from RefSeq and is a predicted model, not a curated record. Bases 1 to 1026 code for a protein of 341 amino acids. Gene Ontology annotation, biological process: ergosterol biosynthetic process. NCBI's taxonomy places the organism in Eukaryota, Fungi, Basidiomycota, Agaricomycetes, Agaricales, Omphalotaceae.